CGGAGCCGCGGCCGGGCGCAUGCGCCGGCGCGGGGUGGUGGUGCUGCUGGCACGUGUGGCGGCGGGCCCGGUGCGGCCGGAGGGUUCCCGGCGCCAUGGGGCGGAAGCUGGACCCCACCAGGAAGGAGAAGCGCGGCCCCGGGCGCAAGGCUCGCAAGCAGCGGGGGGCUGAGGUGGAGCUGGCCCGCUUCCUGCCGCCAGAGCCCGAGACCGGCAAGAAGAAGCUCUCCAGCCACGGGCGGAAGAGGGCUGCGAAGAGGCGGCUGGGAGCGGGCGGCGCCGCGGCGGGGAGGAGGCCGCUCGGAGGAGGGCGAGAGGCGGCAGUUGAGGAACAGGUAUCCCCACAGAAGGAGAAACAUGUUGUAAAGGCAGCAGGACAAACCCCUCGUGGCCGCUCUGGCUUCAGUGAUGGCAAUUCAAAAUGGUUGGCUCCAGCCAAAGCCAAGAAAAUCCCAUCUAAAGGAAACAACAUGGAGUUAUCCAGCGAUGGUGAGGUGGAAGAGGGCAACUGGGAGAUGGAGGGAGAGGACAGCAGCAGCGAGGAGAUGGUAGAUGACUAUGGUGCCUCUUCAGAAGAAGAAGAAGAGCUGCUGCCUAUUGAAAAAGCUGCCCUGAAGCAGAAGCCUGACAGGGGGGGCUUCAGUGAGGAUGAUAGCGAAGAAGAAGAGGAGGAGGAAGAAGAAGAAGCAGAGGAGGCAAGCAGGCAGAAAGGAGGACAGAAGGAAGAAGAGGGCCCAGAUCUGCAGAUCAACCUGGAUAUAGAUGAACAAUUUAAACUGCCAACUAAUGAACAGAUUGAGAGGGAGGCUGCUGAGCCGCCUGACCUGCACAUCAUUCACCAGCGCAUCAAGGGCAACAUGGAGGUGCUGCAGGACUUUGCGGUGAAGCGGGAGGAAGGACGCACACGAAAGGAGUACCUUGCAUUGCUGCGCCGGGACAUGGCUGCCUAUUAUUCCUACAGUGACUUUUUGCUCACGAAGCUCAUGGACAUCUUUCCACUCCCUGAACUGAUAAACUUCCUGGAAGCCAAUGAGGUUCCCCGCCCUGUGACCAUUCGCACCAACACACUCAAGACACGGCGACGGGACCUGGCACAGGCUCUAAUCAACCGUGGUGUGAAUCUCGACCCCUUGGGGAAGUGGUCGAAAACAGGACUUGUUAUUUAUGACUCCUCUGUGCCCAUUGGUGCCACCCCUGAGUAUCUGGCUGGGCACUACAUGCUGCAAGGCGCCUCCAGUCUCCUCCCUGUCAUGGCUCUGGCUCCGCAGGAGAACGAACGCAUCCUGGAUAUGUGCUGUGCCCCAGGAGGCAAGACCAGCUACAUAGCUCAGCUUAUGAAGAACACGGGUAUGAUCUUGGCCAAUGACAGCAAUGCCGAGCGGCUACGUAGCGUGGUAGGGAACUUGCACCGGCUGGGGGUCACCAACACCGUAGUGAGUAACUGCGAUGGACGCCAGUUCCCCAAGGUGCUUGGAGGGUUCGACCGUGUCCUGCUUGAUGCUCCUUGUAGUGGAACAGGUGUCAUUUCCAAGGAUCCUGCUGUCAAAACCAACAAGGAUGAGAAAGACAUCCUGCGCUGUGCUCACCUGCAGAAGGAGCUGAUUCUUAGUGCUAUAGAUUCAGUCAAUGCUGCCUCAGAGACAGGGGGCUACAUUGUCUACUGCACUUGUUCCAUCAUGGUGGAGGAGAAUGAGUGGGUUGUGGAUUAUGCCCUGAAGAAACGCAAUGUUCGUUUGGUGGCCACAGGCUUGGACUUUGGCAAGGAAGGCUUCACCAGGUUCAAGGAACGUCGCUUCCACCCCUCCCUCAAGUCUACACGGCGUUUCUAUCCCCACACACACAAUAUGGAUGGGUUCUUCAUUGCCAAGUUCAAGAAAUUCUCUAAUGCUAUUCCCCAGGCACAAAAAGAUGAAGAACCUGCUGUGGAAGCAGCAGCUCCAUCCACUGUUCCUGAUACUGUCUCAGAGCCUCAGCCAAAAAAGAAGAAAGUUGAGGGAUCAAAAGUUGACAAGGAGCAGAAGCUGCCACAGCCUGCUUUGAAGAAGAGACGUUCAUUGCAGGCACAGAAGAGGCCCUUGAAGGCUAGCCGGCCUUCUCCCAAAAUGAUGCGUUCUCAAGUCCCUACCAGGAAGAAGCACAAAGUGAAAUCGAAUGGACAGUGAGAGGAACUGUUUUUCCACGUGUUGGUCCCCUCCUUGGAGAGCAAAGGCCAGGGGCUGCUGCAGCUGCACAUGUACCACUGUGAACUGCUCUUUGCAGAUCAUCUCUGCAGCUCUGAGUGCCUGCAACAGCGAUAGCCCCGUUUGCUGCUUCCCCUGCGCAUCAAGGACUGAUGUGCUGACCCAUUAAAAGUUUUAUACUCUU
This is a messenger RNA of Columba livia (rock pigeon), 2364 nucleotides long. RefSeq names its product NOP2 nucleolar protein (gene NOP2). Gene Ontology annotation, cellular component: nucleolus. Gene Ontology annotation, molecular function: RNA binding; rRNA (cytosine-C5-)-methyltransferase activity. Lineage: Eukaryota; Metazoa; Chordata; Aves; Columbiformes; Columbidae. The transcript is spliced from 16 exons. The coding region runs from base 96 to 2162 and encodes 688 amino acids. Gene Ontology annotation, biological process: rRNA base methylation; maturation of LSU-rRNA. The record is from RefSeq and is a predicted model, not a curated record.